This is a messenger RNA of Nicotiana tabacum (common tobacco), 1998 nucleotides long. Its product is annotated as cytochrome P450 714C2-like. Gene Ontology annotation, molecular function: monooxygenase activity; oxidoreductase activity, acting on paired donors, with incorporation or reduction of molecular oxygen; iron ion binding. NCBI's taxonomy places the organism in Eukaryota, Viridiplantae, Streptophyta, Magnoliopsida, Solanales, Solanaceae. The record is from RefSeq and is a predicted model, not a curated record.
AUGUCAUUCAUCAUUUAUGAAGCUCAAGCAGGAUUCAUUCAUGGUAGAAAGAUUGCUGACAAUGUCAUCCUAGCUCAUGAGCUAGUCAAAUCUUACACUAGAGCUCAGAUAUCUCCUAAGUGUAUGAUAAAGAUUGAUCUCCAAAAAGCUUAUGACUCAGUAGAAUGGAUCGUCCCACAACAGGUGAUGGAGGAGCUUGGUUUUCCUGAUAGGUUUAUCAAGUGGAUAAUAGAAUGCAUCAAGACAAUCAACUAUACUAUCCUUGUGAAUGGAGAAACCACAGAACCUUUCAAUGCUGCUAAGGUGAUGGAGUAUUUGAGCAGAUCCCUGCAUGAGCUUAAGAAGGAACCUACGUUCCAGUAUCACCCAAGGUGUAGGAAACUGGACAUAACUCAUAUGAGUUUUGUUGAUGAUCUCUUGUUAUUUGCUAAAGCCAAGAUCUCUUCCUGGACUGCUAAAAAGCUAUCCUAUGCUGGUCGUGUGCAGUUGGUUCAAUCUGUUAUUUUUGGUAUUCAAGCUUAUUGGGCUCAAUUUUUCAUCUUUCCUGAUAAGCCAAGAAGACUCCAAUCAGGCCUCAGAAAUCAGGGGAUAUUUGGACCUCAGCCAACUUUUCUUCUUGGAAACAUAUUGGAUAUCAAAAAAUCACGUAAGGCUGCUGCUUUCAAUGGAGAUUUAGACUCCCAUAACUGUGGAGCAGCUCUUCUGCCUUUCUUUGAUCAAUGGCAGAAACAAUACGGUGAUGUAUUCAUGUUUUCUCUUGGCAACACACUAAUAAUGCAUGUGACACAACCAGAAAUGGUAAGAGAGAUUACUACUUGCACAUCCCUUGACUUGGGUAAGCCAACCUAUCAAGCUAAAGAGAGGGGUCCUUUGCUAGGCAAUGGAAUCCUAACUUCAAAUGGACCUUUUUGGGCACAUCAAAGAAAGAUUCUUGCUCCCGAGUUAUAUUUGGAAAAAGUUAAGGGAAUGAUAAAUUUAAUACAAGAUUCUGCAUUAACAUUGUUAAGUACAUGGAAUAAUCAAAUUGAAGCUCAAGGUGGGAUUGGUGACAUCAAAAUUGAUCCGGACAUGAGAAGUUUUUCUGGAGAUGUAAUUUCUAAAGCAUGUUUUGGAAGCAAUUUUUCAAAAGGAAAAGAGAUUUUCUUUAAGCUCAGAGCUCUCCAGGAAGCUGCUUCCAAAAGGGUCCUGACUACUGGAAUUCCAGGCAUAAGGUAUCUUCCUACCAAGAACAACAGGGAGACAUGGACCUUAGAGAAAGAAAUCAAAGAAUUAAUCUUGAAAAUAGUGAAGGAAAGAAGGGAAGCUGGAUCUGAAAAAGAUUUACUACAAAUGGUUAUUGAAGGAGCCAGAAACAGUGAACAAAUUAGCAAUGAUGCAUUCAUUGAUCAUUUCAUAGUUGAUAAUUGCAAAAACAUAUACUUGGCUGGUUAUGAAACCACUGCUGUUGCAGCUACAUGGUGUCUCAUGCUUUUGGCUGCAAAUCCAAAUUGGCAACAACGUAUUCGUGCUGAGGUCCUACAAAUUUGUAUGGGCCGAAUUCCUGAUGCUGACAUGAUUCGAAAGAUGAAACAGUUAACAAUGGCUAUUAACGAAUCAUUGCGUCUUUAUCCACCAGUAGCAGUGGUAUCAAGGGAAGCCUUAAAGGAAAUUAAAUUUGGAGGUAUUAAUGUGCCUAAGGGGGUCAAUAUUUGGACAAUAGUGACAAAAUUACACACUGAUCCAAAAAUAUGGGGAAGAGAUUCUUACAAAUUUAAUCCAGAAAGAUUUGCAAAUGGAAUUAAAGGUGCAUGUAAAUUUCCACAUGUUUAUAUGCCUUUUGGUGUUGGACCAAGGGUGUGUUUGGGACAAAAUUUGGCUAUGAUGGAACUUAAAAUACUCAUUUCUUUAAUUUUGACCAAAUUUUCUUUCUCUAUUUCCCCAAAAUAUAUUCAUUCUCCUGCUCUGAAUUUGGUUAUUGAGCCUGGAAAUGGUGUGUAUCUAUCAGUGAAGAAGCUGUGA